GAAAGAGGCUUGACGGAUUACAUGGACGUUUUAGGUGAUUGGAAGCCACUUCUUUCAAACAAAUACAUCGGUUACGUAUUUUGUAGAAGAUUGACAGCAAAAUGGAAAUGUAUUGAGAUUGAAUCUAGAUUGAAGUGUCUACAUUAACAACGAAGCGAGAAUGAUGUUAGAAAGUGACUCGACAGAGACAGAAAGUACCGUACCUGUGCUGGACAGCGAGGCAGCAGCGGCGCUGCCGGAGCUGGACUUUAGUUCUCACACCACACACUCGUCUAAUGUGUUGUUGGAAAACAAGCGAAUGGGGCUGAUGCUCGUGGCGAACCCCGGGUUCGCUGUUCGUAUUUCGGACUCUUGUGAGAGCGUGUUGACCGAGCUGGAGACGGACGGGUCCGGGGAGGAGGCGCUGCUGCUGCCGGGCUCUGCGGGAGGCUGGGCGGCCAGAGGCGGCCAGGACCCGGGGAACACACACGGCUCCUCAUCGGAGAAGGACACGCUGGCCUCCCCAGGUAACUCCCCAGGCACAAAUAGUGGGGACUUCAACCAUUUUCCUGAGGACCCUGAGUUUGCAGACAUUAUCCAAAGGGCAGAGCAGGCAAUUCAAAGCAGAAUCUUUCCGGAGAGGAUUUCCCAAGGUUCCAGCGGGAGCUACUUUGUCAAAGACUCAAAAGAGAAGAUCAUUGGUGUUUUCAAACCAAAGUCAGAGGAACCUUACGGUCAGCUGAAUCCAAAAUGGACCAAGUACUUUCACAAACUCUGUUGUCCGUGUUGUUUUGGGCGAGGCUGCUUGCUGCCUAACCAGGGUUACCUCUCAGAAGCUGCUGCUUCACUGGUCGAUACUAAGCUCGGUCUGGGAGUGGUGCCAAAAACCAAGGUAGUUUAUUUGGCGAGUGACACAUUCCACUACAGUGCUAUUGACAGAGCAAAGUCCAGAGGGAAGAAGUAUGCAUUAGAGAAAGUUCCAAAGGUUGGACGACGUUUCCACAGAGUGGGGCUGCCUCCAAAGGUGGGUUCAUUCCAGCUGUUUGUGGAGGGUUACCGUGAAGCCGACUAUUGGCUGCGGCGCUUUGAGGCAGAACCCUUGCCAGAGAACAUCAGGAAGCAGCUGCAGUCACAAUUUGAGCGGCUUGUGAUCUUGGACUUUGUCAUCAGAAACACAGAUCGAGGGAAUGACAACUGGUUGAUUAAAUAUGAGAAGCCAGGAGAAGGAGCCAAAGGGCAUAAGGAGGCAGAGUGGCCAGAGAACAGUCCAGACUCCUGCAUCAAGAUCGCAGCGAUCGACAACGGGUUGGCCUUCCCCUUCAAACACCCAGACGAGUGGAGAGCUUACCCAUUCCACUGGGCAUGGCUCCCUCAGGCUAAAGUGGCCUUUUCCCAGGAGACCAGAGACCUUGUGCUGUCCCGUCUCUCCGAUAUGAACUUUGUCCAUGACCUCUGUGAAGACCUGUAUGAGAUGUUCAAGACAGAUAAGGGUUUUGACAAAACCAUGUUUGAGAGACAGAUGUCUGUUAUGAGAGGACAGGUGGAGGAUGAUGGGGGUCUCUGUCCGGAGGCCGGCUUGGGGGCGAGAGAACGAUGCGCUCUCUCGAUUUCUGGCAGUGACGGCAGCGUAUCAUUCCCAAACAGCUCACACAGCAGCUUGGAGAAGAAAGCAGUAGCAGACCCACUCUCAGUCGACUCCGGUGUUGAACUUGAGCCAAGCGUUGAAGGACGGGAAGAGCCCCAUCCAGCUGGUGCAGAUGCCCCGGGUGGUAGUGGAGCGCAGCAGCUCCGGGGGCCAAGGACGAGUCGUCACGCUGGGAAACGCAUUCACACAAACCUUCCACUGCAAGCGGCCUUUUUUUUCCUCUUGGUAGUCAAACGUUUGGAGGGGAUUGGCUAAGGAGAUCAUUUUGGAUUUUUUUUUCUACUCGCCUCCUUCCCUCUUUGGUCCCUUGGGCAUGAAGCAAUCAAGGAAGGAUGAAAUGAAGAGAAGAGAUAAUCACACUGGAAACAAGUGAAAUCUGUCCUAUCAACAAAAGGAAGAGACAGAAAAUACAAUAAAAAAAACAACUUUACUGACAAAAUUGAGAUGAAAGGGUUGUUUCACUGCAAAUGCAGCAGACAGGAGUUUGAGUUGCCUGGAUUAGCAGCGACUGCUUCAAGGAGAGACUACUGAGCUGUUCCACUUACUGUAGAGACUUGAUUGAUUAAUUGGCUUUUCCAUGGAGAUCUGCUUUGUUUGUUAUGAAAAAGGAUUUUCUUUUUUUAAAUAUCAACCGAAGUGUCAUGCACAGUCUUACAGUGGGGUGAUGACCAAAGGCUGAGUUUAACAAUUUGCAAGACUGGUUUCACCAAACUCUAUAAAAAAAGAAAUAUUCUCAGUUAAAUUUGAACCGUGUCUAGGUAAAGUUGAAAAUAUUUCCUUUGCUUUUUAUGAUUAUCUUUUGCAAUAUAGAUGUUGCUGUUGGCAAUGUUUUUGUUUGGUUUUACCCAUUUGAGUGAAUAACUCUUUAUCCAAAAGCCAAAUCUGUUAACAAAGGGAUUUGGUAUCUUAAAUUCUCAGUACUGCCAAAGGUGUUUGUCAAAAGACUAUAGAAAAGCUUCAAAUGAAGAAUGUUGUUUAAACAUACAGUUGGAGCAGAAAAAACUACAGGAAAAACAUAUUGCUUGAAUGUAUUCUGUUUACAUUAUUUUAUAUAUAUAUAUAUAUAUAUAUAUAUAUAUAUAUAUAUAUAUAUAUAUAUAUAUACACACACACACACAUACAUUCGUGCCCCUUAACAUUUCAAAAUAAGCUAAGGCUAUCAGACAGACUUCCUGUGAAUGUAUUUGUGUUUUGACAUGUAUGUAGUUGCUGAAAAGCAGCUUUUUCUUGAACCUUGUGACACAGGGGCAACAUCACCCAGAUAAAAACUAUUCUGUUGCUUGAUUGUCUUUUCUUUUGUAUGAAUCUUAAGCUUUUUAUUCCAACACAGUGAUUGUUUAAGAAAAGUUGUAUAUUUAAUUAAUUAAAAAAAUGUAAAUUUGGGAAAUUUCAAUGUAUUUUUUUUCCAUUGUUAUUUUUGCAAAUUCACAUGUUAAACUGCAGCAGCUGACUCACUGCUGAGGGAAAUUAUAGUACAUUUACAAGUUGAAAUAUUGAAACCUGAUCCUAACUUGAUGAAUGCCCUUCCAGCAAGACAUUUUGUUUCUAAUAAUUAUAUAUUAAAAAGAAACAAUACU
Molecule: messenger RNA, 3201 nt
Organism: Cololabis saira (Pacific saury)
Lineage: Eukaryota; Metazoa; Chordata; Actinopteri; Beloniformes; Belonidae
Gene: pi4k2b
Product: phosphatidylinositol 4-kinase type 2 beta
Exons: 12
Coding region: 161-1879 (572 amino acids)
Biological process (GO): Golgi organization; phosphatidylinositol phosphate biosynthetic process; endosome organization
Cellular component (GO): trans-Golgi network; lysosomal membrane; plasma membrane
Molecular function (GO): 1-phosphatidylinositol 4-kinase activity
Source: RefSeq, a predicted model, not a curated record